UUUUUUUAUAUAAAUUUUAUUUUAAGUUAGCGCGUAUAUAAAAAUAUAUAUAUACAUAUAUGAUCUUAUUCUACUAGAUGAUAAUGAUAUUAAAUUCAUAAUUCCAUGAAGCUUAUUAAUGGUUAUGGAACCCACAUGAAAACUACAGUGUGCCACCUCUCAAAUCAACAAGUUCCAUAUAGGCAGGAAGCCAUUGCGUGCAGCGCAGUUGUUUUACAGCUUAUGGCUUGUAUUAUAUUUGUUUCUGUGGAUUUUUCAGCAGCAUAGUAGAAUUAACAUCAUAAACAAAUUUUUUUUUUUUUUUUUAUCUAUAUUUCUGCACUAUACUGCACGGAGCCGUUACGCGCUUUUCUUUCUCUGUGAUUCUUGUUGCAAUCCUCGUCUUUCUAUUCAAUCUCGCAGUUUCAACUUUUGAAUGGCUGCCAAUCGCAAUCCAGUUUGCACUGAAGUGAAGGCAAUUGCAAAUGCGUAGGUGAUUCUAAAGAUCAAGCCUCAAAACCAAAUGAAGAGCCUAAAGAUAACGUCUCGCUAGUUGUUUGCUUUGGGGAAAUGUUGAUAGAUUUUGUGCCAACAAUUGGUGGAAUUUCACUGGCGGAAGCACCUGCUUUCAAGAAGGCUCCUGGGGGUGCACCUGCUAAUGUAGCGGUUUGCAUAUCAAGGCUAGGUGGUUCAUCAGCUUUUAUAGGCAAGCUAGGUGACGAUGAUUUUGGCUACAUGUUGGCUGACAUUUUAAAACAGAACAACGUCAAUAAUUCUGGUGUGCGUUUUGAGCGCAGCGCAAGGACUGCCCUGGCUUUUGUUACUCUCAGAGCUGAUGGUGAACGUGAAUUCUUAUUUUUCCGUCAUCCCAGUGCAGACAUGCUUCUUCAUGAGUCAGAGCUACAUAUAGAUCUCCUCAAGCAGGCAAGGAUCUUUCAUUAUGGUUCUAUCAGUUUGAUUGCGGAACCAUGCAAGUCUGCUCAUCUUGCUGCAAUGAGGAUUGCCAAAAACUCUGGCAGCAUCCUUUCUUAUGAUCCAAAUUUGAGAUUGGCAUUAUGGCCAUCACCAGAGGCUGCUCGGGAAGGCAUAAUGAGUAUAUGGGAACAAGCUGAUGUUGUUAAGAUAAGUGAGGAGGAAAUCGCGUUUUUAACCGGAGGAGAUGAUCCUAAUGAUGAUAAUGUGGUCUUAAAGAAGCUUUUCCAUCCUAAUCUAAAGCUAUUGGUCGUGACUGAAGGCCCUGAAGGCUGUAGAUAUUACACCAAGGAAUUCAAGGGCAGGGUUGCUGGUGUUAAAGUGAAACCUGUUGACACAACUGGUGCAGGUGAUGCCUUUGUUGGUGGGAUUCUCAGAAGCCUAGCAUCUGAUCUAAGUCUAUUGAAGGAUGAGAUGCGGUUAAGAGAAGCUCUUCUUUUUGCAAAUGCCUGUGGUGCUGUUACAGUAACAGAGAGGGGCGCAAUACCUGCACUACCCACCAAAGAAGCCGUCCUCAAACUCUUAGGGAAAGUUCCUGCUUGAUGAAAUUAAGAUGCCGUAGUUUUCAAUCCUUCACAGUUUUCAAGCUUUUGCCUAUGAACAAAAUGGUUGGAAUAAGGCCCUCCCUCUCUCUCUAUUGGGCUUUUUUUGAUUUCAAGUGUUGUAGAUUAGAUUGAUUAAUAAAAUGUUAGACUGCAAAUCUAGUCUCAUCAUACACAUAUAAAUUAAAAGCUUUGGAUUGAUCA
Hevea brasiliensis (rubber tree) is the source of this 1697-nucleotide messenger RNA. RefSeq names its product probable fructokinase-7. Bases 550 to 1494 code for a protein of 314 amino acids. The transcript is spliced from 7 exons. Gene Ontology annotation, molecular function: fructokinase activity. The record is from RefSeq and is a predicted model, not a curated record. Gene Ontology annotation, biological process: fructose metabolic process. NCBI's taxonomy places the organism in Eukaryota, Viridiplantae, Streptophyta, Magnoliopsida, Malpighiales, Euphorbiaceae. Gene Ontology annotation, cellular component: cytosol.